Messenger RNA from Bombina bombina (fire-bellied toad), 1546 nucleotides. RefSeq names its product MYC target 1 (gene MYCT1). Lineage: Eukaryota; Metazoa; Chordata; Amphibia; Anura; Bombinatoridae. The transcript is spliced from 2 exons. Bases 87 to 674 code for a protein of 195 amino acids. Gene Ontology annotation, cellular component: nucleoplasm. The record is from RefSeq and is a predicted model, not a curated record.
UAUUUUACUUUUGGAACUCACACAGGACCUGAGCUUUUGCAUGACUGUAUUGGAUAUAUUGACAUUAAGUUUUAAAUUUGGAUCUUAUGGCUAACCAAACGGUUGAAAACAAUACAUGUAACACAUGUAUAAAUCCGUUACCGGAAAAUUUCUGGGGUGGGGUGAUAUUAUCAUUUGGUGUCGCCAUUGGAAUCGGGUUGGUGAUUGGAAGUGUAAUAUUGACCCUGCUAACAUGCCUCUCUCGUCGUAGAGCUAGUGCUUCAAUUUCCCCCAGAAUGACCUCUUCUUCAAGUCGUCGCCCUAGGACCUCUUCUCAUAACCAUGCCUUAAACAGGUCUGGGUUUUAUCGUAAUAGCACUUGUGAACGUCGAAGCAACCUCAGCUUGGCCAGUCUGACUUUUCAAAGACAGAACUCUCAAGAGCAAGAUCCAUUUACAAGAAAACCAAGUUUUCGAGCAUCUACGUUUCAUCCAUUCAUGCAAUGUCCUCCACUCUCUGUGGAACCUGACAGCCAACUUGUUACUUUACCGCGUACCAAUAAUGUCUCACCAACCAUAAACAGCCUUAGCCCACCUGACUUUCAUUGGUCAAAUAAUAGCCUCCGUCUUGGUCACUCAACUCCGACCCCGCCCCCUGCUUAUGACAGCAUCAUAAAGGCUUUUCCAGACUCAUGAGUGUUAUCAAAUACUUGUCAUCUAUUAUGACUGAUUUCUUCUGCCCAUUAUAUGUAUUUCUUAGCUUAAUCAAGCUCAAAUAUAACACUACUAUGGGUUUUCUCCUAUGGUGCAAUAUGGCAUUUUUAAAGAAAUAUUAUAUCAACCUCAUAUUGAUGAAUCAUAUCAUGGUUCGUUAAUCAAACAAAUGUUGGCUUCAAGCAUUGUGUUGAACAAGAGACAAACAAAUGAAAGAUGAAAACGUAGUACAUCUAGUAAAUAUCAACAGACAUUACCAUUUUGAGAAACAUCUACUGAAGAGGAUGGUAUUUGACUCCAUGAAGUAUAAUCACAUGCUGCAUAAUGUACUUUUAUACUGUAGUUUGAAAUAUAAAAACAGCAAUUUUGUACAAAUUCAUAUUAUUGUGUUACUUUAAAUUUAUUUUUUAUAAGAGUGUAAAAAUGAUUUGUUAAUAAAUGAUAUUUAGAAUAAUCUUGGUUUAGAACAGAGGUAUCCCCAAAUUGCCAUUUAUUUUGAAAACAAAUUUCUCAUCGUAAUUUUAACAAGCAAAUUAUGUACCAUAUUUUUCAACAUGCUUCAGAUUGACUAAACCAUUUACAAGUAACUAUAUGAUUGCUUAGAGCAAAGGGCGAACUCAUUAAGAGCUAACUCGCACCCACAAUUAAGAGAUAUAAGAAAAACAUACAUCUAUGGUUUCACGUAGAUUUCCAAAUCAUUAAUAAAUUUGCAGUUUGAAAUUAUUUUUUAACUAUGUGUUUCAUAAUUCAGUACUUUAUUGCUGACAUAUUGUGACAUUAUAUUAGACAUUUCUUCAUCUUUUUGAAAUGCAGCUCUAUAUAUACUGUGCAUUAAAAAAAAUAAUUGUGUAUUA